Paramecium pentaurelia is the source of this 2454-nucleotide messenger RNA. NCBI's taxonomy places the organism in Eukaryota, Ciliophora, Oligohymenophorea, Peniculida, Parameciidae. The record is from the annotation of a GenBank genome assembly.
AUGAAAGGCUACUGUUUUUAACCAAGCUCCAGGGAGAUUAUAGAAAAUCUACAAACAAAUAACUAGAGUCCUCAUAUUGAGUUGGUCUCUACAACCCAUAGAUUGAUGGCUAUGUCAACAUAUUAAAGACCAAAGAAAAUAAGGAGAAACACAACUAUUUCCAUCUUUACGUAAUUUUAUAUAAAUAAACAGAUAAUAAAAUGAAAGUGAAUCUCCUAAAAAAUCUCAAAGAUGGCUAUUUAUGUUGAAGAAAUAUAUUACUAUUGUAAGAAUAUCAAUAAGUUUUAUUAAUUCCUUAAAAGAAUAUUAAAAUAAAUAGAAAAUAGAAAGACUAGAUUCAAAACAAUGGAAAAAGGAAUCCUUAUUACCAUUUUAUCCUGAUGAUUUUUUCAUUAAAAAAUGGAGGAUAUUCAUUGAAGUUUUAACAUUUUCAAGUGUCAUCUUGUAUCCCAUUUAUAUCAAUUUCGAAGUUAAUAAAGUAAUUGAAACUGUAGUUAUAGUAUUUGACUUAUUCUUUUUGAUUGACAUUUUAAUUAACUUUCUAACUGGAUAUAUUGAUGAAUGCAAUAAUUUAAUAAUUGAUUUUAACUCCAUUUUUAAACAUUACUUUAAAACUUGGCUCUUUUUUGAUGUUUUGUCUGUAAUCCCAGCAAUUAAUUAUGAAAAAGAAUGGUUUAAAAAAUUCAAAAUGAUUAGAGUACUGAAAUAUUUUUUAAAUAACAAAGAAGUCACCUAUAAAGGACAAGAGAACUAUGUUUAACUUAUUGAGUCAUUAAAUCCUGAACAAGAAUUUACAUUAAAAAGCGGAACUAAAUAUCUUUUAAAUGUAAUUAUAACAUCAUGUUUAUUAAUACAUAUUUUUGGGUGUUGGUAGCAUUACUUCGAUUCAGGAGAUUAUAUAACAAAUAUUUAUUGGUCAUCCUAAACUAUUACUACUGUUGGUUAUGGUGAUAUCAAUGCUAAAUAUGAAUUUGCUGUUCUUUGGAUGGUCAUAGGAGUAGCAUUCUAUUCUUUCACUAUUGGUGAUUUUGCUUUAAUGAUGCAAAAAUCAAAAGUAAAUGCAGAACAGGAUCUUUUAUUUUUGAUAGAAUAAUUAGGUCAUGCUAAAAAUUUCUCUGAAAAAUUGAAACAUAAAUUCUAGUUUUUUGUUAAAAGCAAUCUAUAUCAUAAUUAAUUUUGGUUAGAAGAAUAUAAGUCUAUGGCAAAAGAGCUACCUCAUAACUUAAAAUUAUAUUUAACAUUAAGUACAAUGCUUGAUAUUUGUAAAUAAAUUCCAUUGUUUUUAUAUGAUAUCAAUUAUACAUCUUUAUUGUUAUUAAAUAUUAGAUAUUUGAUUGUUGAAGAAGGAUUCAUUUUAUACAGAGAAGGUCAAAGUUCAAGUGAAAUAUUCUUUUUGUUAUAAGGAGACAUUCGGAUUAUGACAAAAGACAAAACAAUUCUAUUGAAUAUUUUAGAAGGAACAAUUUUUGGAGAGUUUGAAGCUAUUGAAGAGAAAUUAAGAGGAACGUAUUGUGUUGCAUAAAGAAAAUCUAUUUGUUUAGUCAUUCCAUAUAGAAUAUUAAGAAGAGUUAUGUCCCAGAGCUAAAUAUUGGAUUUCGAAAUCAGACAACUACAUUUAAGAAGAAGAAGAUUAAUAAUCAAUAAUUUUAUAGAAGAAAGAAGUAAAUUUUUUAAUUUAAAUAAGGAAGAAAGCAUGCCUAUAAAAGGUAAGAAGUGAGAUUUUAUACAUAGUCAUUUUUACAAAUGACUAAAGAAGAAUAUGUUUUGAAUAAAAAGGUAAUCCAAAUAUUGAGUGUAGAAGAAUAUAAUAAGUCAUUAUUAAGUAAGAUUAUAGGUAAAAAGUUACAAAGACUUUCUUAAUUUUUGGUCAAAUUCAAAAGAUCUGUUUAAAGAGUAAUUGAAAUGAAUCAUCAAUUAGAUGAAACUAUACCAGAAUAAUGGAGAGAGUUGAGUAAUUACCAAUUAAUAAAGAGAGUCUUUCCUAAAGAUUAUUUGUCAUAGAAAUUUUAAUAGAUUUCCUUAUCAAGAAAAUCUUCAUCGGUUCAUUCUUCAAUUAGCAAACUAAGCAAAAUGAAAUAUUCAACUUAUAGUUAACAAUAUUUUUUUCAAAAGCUCCCUGAGAUUAGAUUAAAACAUAUAGUUUUACAACAUAUUAGAUUAACUAAAAACAAAUUUGUGCCACUUUAAUAAAUAAUAAACAAGUAUUCAGAAGAUCCUGAAUAACUUAAUUUAAAGAAAAAGGAAAGUGUUGAAAGGUCAGUAUGGACCAAAAAGUUUACAAAGAUUUCUCAAACAGUUAUUCUACGAAUCGAUCAAAUCUAAGACAGUGGCGAUAAAUAUAAUGAAAUAAUGCAGUCAAUGAAAAGGAUUGAAAAGUUGUGGCUAAAAGGAUCUAUGUACAAGUUUGAAUGGUUCCAAGAUUAACAUUCAUAAUCGAAAUAAUUUUUAAUUUGA